This is a messenger RNA of Cebus imitator (Panamanian white-faced capuchin), 2244 nucleotides long. RefSeq names its product VPS10 domain-containing receptor SorCS1-like. Lineage: Eukaryota; Metazoa; Chordata; Mammalia; Primates; Cebidae. Gene Ontology annotation, biological process: post-Golgi vesicle-mediated transport. Gene Ontology annotation, cellular component: Golgi apparatus; membrane. The annotation marks the transcript as partial. The record is from RefSeq and is a predicted model, not a curated record. The transcript is spliced from 17 exons.
CCCUAUUGCUCACUACACCUUCACCUGAAGGUCUCUGAGAAUCCUUACACAUCAGGGAUCAUUGCCAGCAAAGACACAGCUCCAAGCAUCAUAGUGGCAUCAGGUAAUAUAGGUUCUGAAUUAUCAGACACUGACAUCAGCAUGUUUGUCUCUUCAGAUGCAGGGAACACUUGGAGGCAGAUCUUUGAAGAAGAGCACAGUGUUUUGUACCUGGAUCAAGGUGGAGUCCUGGUUGCUAUGAAACACACAUCUCUCCCAAUUCGACAUCUUUGGUUGAGUUUUGAUGAAGGGAGAUCUUGGAGCAAAUACAGUUUCACAUCUAUUCCACUUUUUGUGGAUGGGGUUCUGGGUGAGCCUGGAGAAGAGACUCUCAUCAUGACAGUGUUUGGACACUUCAGCCACCGCUCUGAAUGGCAGCUGGUCAAAGUAGACUACAAGUCCAUUUUUGAUAGACGGUGUGCCGAAGAGGACUACAGACCCUGGCAGCUGCACAGCCAGGGGGAAGCAUGUAUCAUGGGAGCGAAAAGGAUAUAUAAGAAGCGAAAAUCAGAGAGGAAAUGUAUGCAAGGAAAAUAUGCAGGAGCUAUGGAAUCUAAACCCUGUGUCUGCACUGAGGCUGAUUUUGAUUGCGACUAUGGUUACGAGCGACACAGCAAUGGCCAGUGCCUGCCGGCAUUUUGGUUCAACCCAUCCUCUCUGUCGAAGGAUUGCAGCUUGGGACAGAGUUACCUCAACAGUACUGGGUACAGGAAGGUGGUUUCCAAUAAUUGCACUGAUGGAGUAAGGGAACAGUACACUGCCAAACCCCAGAAGUGCCCAGGGAAAGCCCCGCGGGGCCUGCGGAUAGUCACAGCUGAUGGAAAGCUAACAGCGGAACAAGGACACAACGUUACUCUCAUGGUGCAGUUAGAAGAGGGUGACGUUCAGCGGACACUUAUCCAAGUGGACUUCGGCGAUGGUAUCGCGGUGUCUUACGUGAAUCUCAGCUCCAUGGAAGAUGGGAUCAAACACGUCUAUCAGAACGUGGGCAUUUUCCGUGUGACCGUGCAGGUGGACAACAGUCUGGGUUCUGACAGCGCCGUCCUGUACUUACAUGUAACUUGUCCCUUGGAGCACGUGCACCUGUCUCUUCCCUUUGUCACCACAAAGAACAAAGAGGUCAAUGCGACGGCGGUGCUGUGGCCCAGCCAAGUGGGCACCCUCACUUAUGUGUGGUGGUACGGGAACAACACAGAGCCUUUGAUCACCUUGGAGGGAAGCAUAUCCUUCAGAUUUACUUCAGAAGGAAUGAAUACCAUCACAGUGCAGGUCUCAGCUGGGAAUGCCAUCCUGCAAGACACAAAGACCAUCGCUGUAUAUGAGGAAUUCCGGUCCCUUCGCUUGUCCUUUUCUCCAAACCUGGAUGACUACAACCCGGACAUCCCUGAGUGGAGGAGGGACAUCGGCCGAGUCAUAAAAAAAUCCCUGGUGGAAUCCACAGGGGUUCCAGGCCAGCACAUCCUGGUGGCGGUGCUCCCCGGCUUACCCACGACUGCUGAACUCUUUGUCCUGCCCUACCAGGAUCCAGCAGGAGAAAACAAAAGGUCAGCUGACAACUUGGAGCAGAUAUCAGAACUGCUGAUCCACAAGCUCAACCAAAACUCAGUACACUUCGAGCUGAAGCCAGGGGUCCAAGUCCUGGUCCAUGCUGCUCACUUAACAGCAGCCCCCCUGGUGGACCUCACUCCAACCCACAGUGGAUCUGCCAUGCUGAUGCUGCUCUCAGUGGUGUUUGUGGGGCUAGCAGUGUUCGUCAUCUACAAGUUUAAAAGGAAGAUCCCGGGCAUUAGUGCUUAUGCCCAGAUGCAGAAUGAGAAAGAACAAGAGAUGAUCAGUCCAGUCAGUCACUCUGAAAGCAGGCCCAGUGUCCCUCAGACUGAACUAAGGAGGCCUGGCCAGCUUAUAGAUGAGAAGGUGGAAUCCCAGCUCAUAGAAGUUCCAAACAGCAACUUUGAGAGCAGUGGGGUGCUUGGCAGCUGUUCUGUUUUCCAGGAAUCCAACUGAGCAUUGAAAUCUCUCAUUUGCCAACUUAUUUUUAUAGGAAGCCAAUUUAAAAAAAAAAGUUUUCUUAUAGUAUUGGAACUACUUCUAAUUUUAAAAUGACUUUUUUGAUGUAUUUUUUGUUAAAUACUAUGUAGUGUAAUGUAUAAUUGCUCUUGUUUAUUGCUUUUACAAUCAUAUUUAUUAAACAGAUAAUGUCUCUAA